CCUCCCUGCAGAGACCAGAGCCCCCAAAGGGAGCAGAGGCAGAAAGGCUCUUCCAUGCCUGGAAAAAUAAAAUGCUGGCUGUCUCCUGGCAUUUCAGAGCCUAAUCUCAAAAGGAUCAUGCGAAGAGGAAAUAGAGUUUAGCAUGGCAGACCGCUCUGCAGGGUACACUUGUCCAUGGAAUUUUCCCACAAAUCAUACCACCACCAUGAGAGAAAAAUGAUCACUGUUGACUCAAAGCUUGAAAAAUGAGCAGGCGGACUUGCUGGGUGUGUACGAUGUGCAGAGACGCGUCGAAGAGGCCCCCUUCAAACCUUACUUCGGAGGAAGUGUCACAGUGGGCCCAGUCUUUUGAGAAGCUGAUGGCGACAAAAUAUGGGCCGGUAGUCUACGCGGCAUACCUGAAGCUGGAGCACAGCGACGAGAACAUCCAGUUCUGGAUGGCCUGUGAGACCUACAAGAAAAUCGCCUCGCGAUGGAGCAGAACUUCUCGGGCGAAGAAGCUUUACAAGAUCUACAUCCAGCCACAGUCCCCUAGAGAGAUUAACAUUGACAGUUCGACAAGAGAAACCAUCAUCAGGAAUAUUCAAGAACCCACUCCAACGUGCUUUGAAGAGGCUCAAAAAAUCGUGUAUACGCACAUGGAGAGAGACUCAUACCCCAGGUUUCUCAAGUCGGAGAUGUACCAGCAACUUCUGAAGACUAUUCAGCCCAAUGACAAUUCCUGACGACCACUCAGAAGCUUAAACUGAAGGCAGUCUAUUGAAAGUGUUGGCUUUGUUCUUCUAACUUACACACACACACACAAUGCAAAACAGAGUAGGAAUAAAGUACAAGGAAAGGAACUACAAAUUGAGUUCUCGUUCCCAAAGGGAAACAGAUCUCUGAAGGGAUGGACUGGAGAACUCUGAUCACAUGACUAAUACAAUUUACGGCAUACCUAAGUAGUGCUCUGAAAAAGGACAAUCUUUCUUCACAACGCCAAUAUUAUUAACGUUUUUACUGUGGUCAUCAACUGAUGGAAGUAUUCUUAUUAAUGAAAUUUUGUCACAAUGUACAGAUUAGUCCUUCAAAGGCUGUAGCUAUAUAAGUUGUGUCUCUAGCACAGUGGGUCUCAACCUUCCUAAUGCCGCGACCCUUUAAUACAGUUCCUCAUGUUGUGGUGACCCCCAACCAUAAAAUUAUUUUCGUUGCUACUUCAUCACUGUAAUUUUGCUACUGUUAUGAAUCAUAAUGCAAAUAUCUGAUAGGCAGGAUGUAUUUUCAUUGUGACAAAUUGAACAUAAUUAAAGCAUAGUGAUUCAUCACAAAAACAAUAUGUAAUUAUAUAUGUACUUUCCCCUGUAAAAGGGUCGUUCGACCCCCAAAGGGGUCGCGACCCACAGGUUGAGAACCGCUGCUCUAGCAGAAUGUAACAUUUUGAUAGAGUGCUCUUAAUAAUGUUAAUUAAUAGAUAAACUUAGUACCCACAGUACAAUCAAUUGUGUUAUGCCAUGAGUGAUACCAAAAAGAUGCGUUCUUUCCCUGGCUGGUGUGGCUCAGUUGGUUGGGCAUCGUCCUGUGCACCCACCGUAAGUUGCUGGUUCAAUUCCUGGUCAGGGCACAUACCCAGGUUAUGGGCUCAAUCCCUGGUAGGGUGAGUGCAGGAGGCAGCCAAUCAAUGUUUCUCUCUCACAUUGAUGUUUCUAUUUUUCUGUCCCUGUCCCUUCCUCUCUCUCUCUAAAAAGCAAUACAAAUAUUUUUUAAAGAUGGAUUCUUGAGAAAUGUUUUGACCUGUAAAAUUUUCCUACUAUUAUGCUCAUAACUGAAUUUCUAUGUUGCGUAUAUCUUCUACAUGUGAAAAAUUCCUGAUGAUUCAAAGCUGUUAAAAAUGUAUUAAUGUCUUCCUGUGGUUUUAUUAGUAUAAAAAUUCGGUUCCUAUACUUUCAGAAAUUUUAUUCUUCACAAAGUGAAUUCAUCAUGGGCCUGAUAAUCAAUAAAUCCAAAUAUAAAUUUAAAAUUUAUAAACAUGUGGGGUGUUUUCAAAGACAAUAAAGUUAUUUUUCCACUAAAAGGUUUUUUAAUCUGUCCUAUCAUAGCAGCUUAGAAUUUGUCAGAAGAUUCCAGAGGAAAGAACUCAUGUCUGUUUCCAUAUAUUCAGCACAAAUCACAGGACAAAUACUUCAUACACAUGAACAAAUAGUCUAUGCUUUUAAUGAAUAAAAUACCUAGAAAAUAUAUCAAGUCGUUUUUCCAAAAAAUUAACUGCAGGAAAAUCUGAUUCAAGAUCUUUUGAAAUGUGUUUCUUGGGUCUCAAAUUUGACUGCAUUAGCAUGACUAUUAUAAAAUGCCUAGAAACCCAUGCAAUAGCACAUGAAAAAAAAUGAAAUGGAAUUCUUCUCCUGAAGCAGAGGAUUAUUCUAACACUGAAUACAUACUUGGGGGCUCAUUUCUGAGAAAGAGAAUUAGCUGUGCAAGAGAAAAUUGUUGUUGAGCCCUGCUGGUAUGGCUCAGUUAAUUAACAGAUAAACUUAGUACCCACAGUAUAAUCAAUUGUGUUAUGAGUGGUUAUGAGUGGUUGAGCUUUGACGUAUAAACCAGGAUGAAAUGGUUUGAUUCCUGGUCAGGGCACUUGAUCCCCAUUAGGGGGCGUGCAGAAGGCAGCUGAUCAAUGAUUUUCUCCCAUCAUUGAUGUUUCUAUCUUUUUCCCUCUUCC
Molecule: messenger RNA, 2692 nt
Organism: Myotis daubentonii (Daubenton's bat)
Lineage: Eukaryota; Metazoa; Chordata; Mammalia; Chiroptera; Vespertilionidae
Gene: RGS13
Product: regulator of G protein signaling 13
Source: RefSeq, a predicted model, not a curated record